AUGGCCGACACAGGGUCUAAUUCUUCAGGCUUCGUCUUUCCACCAAUGGCAUCAAUUCUCAGUUGGAGAACCCUGGUGCUGGUUUUCAUGUUGACAAAUCUCAAGUCCCUACAUUUCAUGUGGUUUGCACGGUUCCUUCGUACUUUCACUCGCCGCCUUACCGACACUGCUCCCGAGAAACAUAUUUCUCCUCGAUGCAUUUUCCUCCCUGCAAUCAGCGCCACGCGGUGUCCAGCAUUAGAAUGCGAUUACAAUCUCCACAAGUCAAACUCAACAUACUUCACAGACAUGGACAUGUCUCGUGGAAACUUUAGCCUCCUUCUCUUCGGAAGGGCUUUCAAUCCGAUACCAGGACCAACACAUUUCACUAUGAUUCUGGGCGGGACAACCUGUACAUGGCGCAAGGAGAUCAAACCAUACGCUCGAUACGAGCUGUGGACUCGGGUUCUUUCUUGGGAUGAGAAAUGGUUAUAUGUGGUGACUCAUUUCGUCAAGCCUGGUGUUUUCCACCCAACCGAGUUCGUGCUGCAACCUAAGAAAAGGUGCAAGACAGCCAUGGGACAUGAUAAAACAGAAGAUGAUAUGCUCAAAUCUGUUUAUGCAUCGUCUGUUGCUCGCUAUGUCUUCAAGAACAAUAGACGCACCAUACCACCAGAGGAGGCUCUCCGAAAAUGCAACCUGCUUCCUGAUGGUGAGACUAGCUUGGCGGAUAUUGAGAGCACUAGGGCGAGUAGUCUUGCGAUUGGAAGGCUCGAGGCAGGCUGGGAAGCUGUUCAUAAAUGCCUCCAGCCAACAGGACCUGCUUUGGGUUGCCCUGAUGGAAACAAGUGCUUUGAUAGCUACGCAACAGCUACCUCUCGAAGCAUAAAGCUGACGACUUUAGUGGAAUACAUCGACGAAACUGAUCGAGUGUCACAGGAUUAUGAGGACCCGGGACAAGAAGAAACAUCGCUGGCUGAAGACUUGACAUUCGUUCCUGAUACCACAGAACUGGAUCAACAUGCGUCUGCACUGGCGCACAUAUCACCGACCUCACAUGUAUCUCACAGCGUGGCGUCAUUACCGGGAAACUCCCCAGCGAGUACACAAAUGCCUCGACACCUCCGCUACAGCUCUGAGCUAGUUUGUUCCCCAGACUCACCGUAUUCCCGGCCUCCGAUGCAAUUCACAAUACGCGAGGCCGAGCUUGUCAAGAACUUUACUGAAAACAUGGCUUUAUGGGCUGACGCGACAGAUAUAAAUCGCCACUUCGAGUUGGAAGUUCCCCGCCGGUCGCUGUACUUCCCUGUGCUACGAUACGCAGUUUUUGCUUUCUCUUCGCGUCAUUUGAAUCGAGAUAAGGCAGAUACGUCAACUGAGGCACUGGAGUAUUACAAUUCUUGUCUGAGUGUUUUGAUAGAGGCUGUUGAUAAAGCUAGUGGACAUAUCGAUGAGGAAACUCUUGCUGCCAUUGCCAUACUGCGGCAGUACGAAGAGAUGGACGCGGAGGAUAUGGAGAUGCACUUGACAGGUACUUCCAGGAUCGUCAACUCAAUGUCAGAAUUUGACUUCAACGGCGGUCUCGGCGAGGCUGCAGCGUGGCUGUGUCUACGACAAGACAUCUACGUUUCACUGACAAGACUGCGUCCUCUAAGGUCAAACCUAGAGAACUACCUCCAGUCUGAUAUCUUUCGACGCACUGAUGAUGCAGCCUACGCAAACAAAAUGGUCUUCCUUCUUGCUCGGUCUCUGAGCUCCAUCUACCCAUCCGAUCCAUCCAUCUCUAACGAAAACCUGGAGAGCAUUAGACUGGAAGUUGACGGUUGGUUUGACUCCAAGCCGGCUGCUUUCAACCCAAUUCUAGAAAGUGCCAGAAACAAGGAUGAAGGGAAAUUGCUACCCAUUAUUUGGGUCCUCUCACCUUUUCACUCGGUGGGUUUACAAUACUACCACAUUGCCAAGAUCGUUCUUGCAAUGUCUUUACCUAUUGCUACAGAUUCAGUCUUCGAACAGAUUCGAGAGAGCAAGAAGGUUGAGCGAACGAUUCGAAACCAUUUACUUCAGAUCAUAGCGUUGGCAAGCUCUCAUGCAAAAGCCGAAAAUGCGCUCUUUACAGCUCGGCAUUCAUUAUCUGUUUGGGGCAGCGUUUUUACCGAAAGGUUGGAUCAGAAUAUGGUUCUCGAUUUUUUACGACAUAUACAGGAAAAGACUGGCUGGCAAACAGAUUCACUAAGUUUAUCAUUGCAGCAACAAUGGACGCAAGACUCGAAUGAGGACUGA
Fusarium tjaetaba is the source of this 2259-nucleotide messenger RNA. RefSeq lists its product as uncharacterized. The coding region runs from base 1 to 2259 and encodes 752 amino acids. The transcript has 9 exons. The record is from RefSeq and is a predicted model, not a curated record. Lineage: Eukaryota; Fungi; Ascomycota; Sordariomycetes; Hypocreales; Nectriaceae.